This is a messenger RNA of Budorcas taxicolor (takin), 1260 nucleotides long. It is a transcript of the gene SPMAP2, whose product is annotated as theg spermatid protein. Lineage: Eukaryota; Metazoa; Chordata; Mammalia; Artiodactyla; Bovidae. The coding region runs from base 1 to 1260 and encodes 419 amino acids. The record is from RefSeq and is a predicted model, not a curated record. Gene Ontology annotation, biological process: spermatogenesis. The transcript is spliced from 10 exons.
AUGGGGGACCACCAGCAAAACUCGUUCUAUAACCACCACACGUCGGAAGCCGAGGACCAGCCAGAGAGGGGGCAGGAUGAUGUCUCACUGGGCCUCCAGGGCACGGUAUAUGAGAAUGUAGGGUCCAAGGACUCCAAGUUCCAGGGUCUGGAUGAUGGGGACCUGAAACUGGAAGGCCAGGAAGAGGAGAUUCCCCCUGAGGAGGUGGCUGGGGAAGAAUCUGUGGAUGCCCAGAACCCAGAAGAGGCCCUCUCGGAGCUCGAGAGGGUUCUGGAGAAAGACAUGGAGGAGGGCGUGCCUGAGAUGAGGCAGCUCUCCAUCUCCCAGAGGAUCCCUCGCACCUCCGUGAGCCCAGAGAGGAAGAAGAGGAGGCGGCUGUUUGAGCUGGCGAAGCCCAAGACCAACUGGCAAGUCUUGAAAGACAGGAUGGGGUGCUGCUGCAGGGGCCAUGCCUGGGUGUCCCCACGCAUGCGGAGCCUGCAGUUCUGUAUCUAUUGGCCAUCCGUGUACUGGACAGAGAGAUUUCUCAAGGACACCACCCUCACCAUCACAGUGCCCGAGGUGUCCCGCCGGGUGGAGGAGCUGGCCCGACCCAAGAGGUUCUACUUGGAGUAUUACAACAACAACAGGACCACGUCUAUCUGGCCCAUUCCGCGGUCCACCUUGGAGUAUCGAGCGUCCAACCGCCUACGGGAACUGGCCACCCCAAAGGUCCGAAACAACAUCUGGAGCAUAAAUAUGUCCGAGGUGUCCCAAGUGUCCAGGGCAGCCAAGAUGGCCAUUCCCAGUUCGAGGAUCAUCCGACUGGCAAAGCCCAAGGCUCCAGCCACCCUACUGGAAGAGUGGGACCCCAUGCCAAAACCCAAGCCACAUGUGUCAGACUAUAACCGCCUACUUCAGUUGGCCAUGCCCAAGGCCCAGUCAGACAAGUGUGUUCCUGACCGCGACCCGCGCUGGGAGGUGCUGGAGGUCACCAAGAAGGCAGUGGCUAGUCCCCGCAUCCUGUCUCUGGCAAAACCCCGAGUGCGGAAGGAUCUGAAUGAGGGCUACGACAGGCGUCCCCUCGCCUGUACGAGCUCGCUACCCCCAAGACCAUCACCAAGAAAGCAUGAGCCUCAGGCCUGGCCCCUGAGCCCGUUCCCAGCUCUGCUCCUGGACUGGCAGCUGCUCGCUGACCCUGGAGGCUCAAGUGUCCAGGACUCAGUAAACCAGAAGGUGUUUGGGCAGAGGAGACUCUGUGACCUUCAUUCUCAGGGUUGA